Dendrobium catenatum is the source of this 1011-nucleotide messenger RNA. Its product is annotated as pentatricopeptide repeat-containing protein At2g33680-like. Gene Ontology annotation, biological process: RNA modification. The record is from RefSeq and is a predicted model, not a curated record. Gene Ontology annotation, molecular function: RNA binding; protein binding. The coding region runs from base 1 to 1011 and encodes 336 amino acids. The transcript has 2 exons. NCBI's taxonomy places the organism in Eukaryota, Viridiplantae, Streptophyta, Magnoliopsida, Asparagales, Orchidaceae.
AUGGAAGAAAUAAAUGUACUCAGUUGGAACUCACAGAUUCGAGGAUAUUCACAGGCAGGUCAAAAUGAAGAAGCUUUGAAGCGGUUUCAGACAAUGAGAAGAGAAGGGGUGGCUCCUGAUGAGUAUACACUUCCAGCUUUACUCUCAGGAGCUGUGCAGGUAGAGACUCUUCCUGAAGAAUUCAGAUCAUUGCAUGCAUAUAUCAUCAAAGCUGGCUUGCAAACCAAUCGGUUUGUCGCAACUUCUCUGAUCACUAUGUACAUUGCAACGCAAUCAUUUGACGAUUCAAAAUUGGCAUUUUAUGAUGCUAAUUCUCGAGAUAUUGGUGUUUGGUCCGCCAUUAUAUCUGCAAGCACAAAGAUUACAGAAGGCGAAGUGUCUUUUGGAUUAUUUUACGGGAUAUUGGAUUUGGAGAUUAAGCCAAACCAGUUCAUCUUUUCAAGCCUAUUCAAAGUUUGUGGUAUUCUGUCAGUAAUGGAAAUGGGCAAACAAAUCCAUGCCUACAGCCUAAAAAGCAGAGAUUUUUCCGACCCCGCAACCCAAAAUUCUCUCAUAACCAUGUACUCGAUUGCGGAUGCAUCGAAGAAGCGGUUAAGCACUGGCUCAGACCAUCCAGAGAAAGCCAUUAAACAAUUCAAUAGAAUGGAAGUUCUUAACUUGAAGCCUGAUGCAAUCACUAUAUUGAACCUGCAAACAGCUUUCAAUCAUGCCGGUUUAAUCAAGAAAGGAUUACAUAUAUUCAGUUCAAUGGAGGACAAAUUCGGGAUCAAACCAAGACAUCCAUAUUCUGCUUGCGUUGCGGAUUUGUUGGCUCGAGCUGGAGAGAUAGAAGAAUCAAUAAAAUUCAUAGACCAAAUGCCUUUCAAACCAGAAACUUCUCUAUGGAGGAUGAUUCUAGGAGUAUGCAGUAAGCAUCAGAAGAUUGAAAUUGGAAAGCAGGUGGCACAAUUACUUCUAGAAUUAGAACCUCAUGAGGCCACUAAUCAUGUACUCCUGGCCAACAACUACUAA